Molecule: messenger RNA, 4191 nt
Organism: Labeo rohita (rohu)
Lineage: Eukaryota; Metazoa; Chordata; Actinopteri; Cypriniformes; Cyprinidae
Exons: 8
Coding region: 624-3335 (903 amino acids)
Biological process (GO): IRE1-mediated unfolded protein response; protein phosphorylation; intrinsic apoptotic signaling pathway in response to endoplasmic reticulum stress
Cellular component (GO): IRE1-TRAF2-ASK1 complex
Molecular function (GO): ATP binding; protein serine/threonine kinase activity; RNA endonuclease activity
Source: RefSeq, a predicted model, not a curated record
GCUAUUGCUGUUAUUGUCUGUAACUAUGCGGAACCUGUGUCGGUAUCAUCGUGUUUAUAAGUGAAAAUCUUUAAAAUCCAUUUUUUGCUUUUUCCUCCUCGGUUGGGGAUGUAAUCGUCUUCGCUGAAGUGAGCACUGCACACACGAAAAUCCUUGAUGCUGGAUAUUUUAGCUCCCGCAGAAUAGCCGAUGGCAACCAGCCAAAGCUGUCUCAUAGCUAUAUCCGAAACAGGAAAACGAUGGAAUCUGAACGGUGAUCCCGGCACAUUCUUGUGGUCACAACCUGGGAAUUUACAAGUUCGCACCAUUGUUAAUUUUCUACUUUUUACGUCGUUGUCAUUCGAGUGUGUAAACACUAUGGAACAGCUGAUCGGAACGUGCGCACUGUUGAGGUUGACAGCAGCGUGGAUUGACGGUAAUGGAAAGAACAUAGUGCCGAUUAAAACUGAGUUUUGAGGCCCCGGAAACUAACCGGGACUACUUUCUUGAAAAACUUCCAGCGGCCAGAACUCUGACCAGGGAGGUGAUCACAGAGUGGGUCAGCGUGUAUACACUAUAGUGCUGGUUGUAAUUUGAAGAUUCUUGAAAGAACUUAAAGAUUCUUUGAGAGUAUUUGAAGAUCCAUGGCAUUCCAGAUCCAAGUAACAGUUCCGGUUCCAGUGCCAGUUCCAGUAGGACCUAGAAAAACAGAUUCUCUAAUACAAUGCAUCAUAGACAACAAGUUAAAGAAACUUCGCAAAUUAAUAAGAAGCAGAGAUAUUAAUGGGCUGUACCCUUCUGAGGUCUGGAAUGAUGAUGUUACUCCAUUAACUGCAGCAGUUUUAUGCAGAAAUGAAGAAAUCUGCUCUUAUCUACUUGGAGAGUCGGCUGAUCCAAACAAGCCCUCAACAAAUGGACUAACACCUCUACAUAAUGCUGCAUUUACAGCUGGAGUUCCACUGAGUAUUGUGGAAAGAUUACUUACAGGAAGAGCUGACCCAAAUGGAUAUCAAUUACAAAUAUUUACUCCAUUGCAAUGUGCUGUUGAUCGUGACCGUGAAGACAUUGUGAAAGCACUUAUAGAGGCUGGAGCUUCACCUAUGAGGAACUAUGGGAUGAAUCCAGAGCUCGAUAAAAAGGUGGAGAGAAUGAUUUGUCAACUGUCUUCACAGGGUGAAGUGUUUGAGAAAGUAUAUAUAUCUUUCUCCUUUUCUUGUGCUGUACGAACAAAAAAUCAGACAAAAGUUUAUGGAGUCUAUAAGGAACAUUUCUUUCAAGAGGAUCCUUUUGAUUGUUUGAUUUAUUUCGAGCUCUACUACAACGUCAUUGGUCAAGGUGCAGAGCAGUAUCGUCAAAGUGCCAUUAAGUGGUUAAAAGAUACAAAAAGCGCAGACAGAUACAUUGAGGGAGUCAUCAAACGCUUCUCAAGAAUCUCUCAGGAAUACUGGGCGAUUGCACUGAACUGCUUAAAUGCUGCUUUGUGUGUCAGUGAAUGUGUUUCUCCUCAGGUAUUCAGUGAUCUUGUGCCAAUUCUAACAAACAGUCUUCAGCAGUCUGGAAACGCACAAGGAGAAAAAAUCAAUCAUCUGAUACUGAAGAUACUCAAUGUCAUAAUGCAGAAGACGUCUAAGCAGAAACUGGGACUCAGUCAUUCUGUCUGUGAGAAGUUAAUCAAAAGUCUAUUGCCUCUCACAAGUACUGAUUAUUCAAGUCUGAUUGGAAUGUGGACAUACAGUUUUUUUGCCUACAUAAAUUGCUUUGCACCUGAACUUGUUGCAUUGUGCGGAUUGCCUUCAGUGCCAGAGAGGAUACUUAAUGCUGCAGAGAUAGAGGAUGAAGCUAUGAACAAAAGGCUACAAAAACUGAACAUAUCACUCACACAUCCUUCAGGAGCAGUAGAUCAUUUAUGUGAGACUGGAACUCCUUCAAAGAGCAGGAAAAAGAAGAAGAAGAAGAAAAUCCAGCAAGAGAAGGGAUCAGAAGAAAGUGAGCAGCAAGAUAAAGAGGAACCAUUUCAAGACACUGUAGUGACAUCUGUUGAGGAAUCAAAUUCAAGUGUGCAGCCAUUCACACAACCUGCUGAGAGCCCAAAUAUCUCAAGAAGGUGGCUACAAACUAGCUGUCGUUGGAGGUCCAAGCUUGAGAAGCUCACUAACAUGGAUAUUAACAAUACCUAUAGGCUGGGAAACCUUACUCUUGUACUCCGUGAUGAAUUUCAGAUUGCUAAUGGAAGUGAUGGAACUCAAGUUUUCCUUGGUUUGAGGGAUGACGGCACUGAGGUGGCUGUAAAAAGAAUGAUUAAGUCUAAUUACCAAGUCCUUAGAAAUGAAGAGGAAUUUUUACGACUUCCACAACUUGAAAGUUCCUCUAUUGUGCGAUAUGUGGACUUUGCAGAGGAUACACAUUUUGGGUACCUUGCUCUUCAGCUUUGUGAGUACACACUGGAGGAAUAUAUCCAAGAUCAUUUACCAGAUGACAGCGCUGAGAGAAAUUUGAUUUUGAAGAAGCUAGUGAAGGAAGUUCUCUACAGUUUACAGGUUUUACACCAUCAGCAGUCCAGAGUGCUCCAUCGUGACAUCAAACCCCAGAAUGUUCUGAUUGACAUAAAUGGAAAAGCUAGAUUGGCUGAUUUUGGCAUAAGUCGUCGACUGACCCUCAGUCAAACCACUCUACGAACAAGCAUUGCUGGAACUAGAUGCUGGAAGGCAAAGGAGACCAUAGAUGAGGAGGUCAACACUGGGUACAAGAGGAGCUCCGACAUUCAGGUUGCUGGGAUGUUAGUUUACUACAUUCUCUCUAGAGGACACCAUCCAUUUGGUAAAGGUCCACGUUGUGAAGUCAACAUUCUAGAAGGAAGAUACUUACUGGAGCAUCUGGAUGAUGAUGUAGCGAAGGAUCUCGUCGAAUGGAUGAUCAAUGAAGAUCCAAACAAGAGACCAACUGUGGAGCAUACUCUUGCACACCCCUUCUUCUGGACUGAUGAACGGAGAGUGGAGUAUUUGAAAAAACUGGGGAACCAGAAUGAGGCAGAGAACUGUCGUAAUGUCAGUGAGGAGCUCCUUCAAGCUGUUGAAAAAUACACAGAGGGGAAAAGCUUUUCUGAAUGGAAGACUAAAUUGCCGUCUGAGCUUGUCCAAAAACUGGAUGGUAAGAAGAAAGGCUAUCCUGAGAACACACUGGGCCUGCUGCGAUUUAUACGCAACCUACAUGAGCAUUAUCCAGAGGACGCAGAGAGCAUCAACCUGAUGGCUUCAUUCCCUGAUCUGUUUGGGAGUGUGUUCAGGUUUGCGAAGGAAAGAGGAUGGAACUCCAGGGCGAGUUUGAAAAAGUUCUUCAGCUCAGCUCCACAGAUCUGAUUGUUGUAUUUUUGGUUAAACUAUGUGCAUUGAUUCUGCAUUAUGAAUGUGUUUCAUGAAAAUGAAGUUCAAAUAUAGGGAUAGAUUUAAGAUUGUUAAUCUGUGUAAUUUCAGUUAUUGGUUUAUCCUGUGGAAGAUAUGUACUGUAAAUAUCUGGUACACAGCUCAUGGCAAUAUUAAAUAAUAAUAAAACAAUGCAUACAUUUCUAAUAUCACACUUUUUUCCAAUUAUAAAUAUCUUACAAGAUCUUAAAGAUCUUAAAUAAUGAAUGUGAAAUGUAAUGUUUAUGUGAAUAAGGAUAAGAGAGAAAUAUGAUUAAAAUAUUAGAUAUUAAUUUUUAUCAACAAUAUAGUAAAUCAUCUUGUUCCUUCCUCACCAGGAUGCCUGUUUCCAUCUUACUUUAAAUGCGAAUGUGCAUUUUGAUUAAAACACACACAAAAACAGUUAUUGUUCAUAUCCAAGCAAAAUUGACGUACAUGAAAUAUUCUGCCUUUCUCAUUACAUUAUAAAUCCCUGUUUCCUGUCAUUUUGGCAACAGGCAGACCCUGCAAUAAGAAAGUCGGGGUAAUACUCACAGGGGUAACAUUUUGUCCUAAACAGUGGCAAAACUGUUGGUAACCCACAGUAACAGCAAAUCUCAACAGCAGUUGCUUAGAUGGCGCAGAAACCCUCAAAUGACACUUUCUCCUUUCAAACUUUGGAAUUGCUACAAUUUUGCAAGAAGUAGCUAAAUUAUGGCAGAAUGAAUGGGAAGAGGGAAAUAAGCGCAGACAUUAUUUUUCAUUACAACAAACAGUGAAUGACACAUUAAAUACAAGAUUGGGAAGUGGGGUCAGUGUGGUUGUUAUGAAUAAU